Messenger RNA from Xiphophorus couchianus (Monterrey platyfish), 3337 nucleotides. It is a transcript of the gene oxr1a, whose product is annotated as oxidation resistance 1a. Gene Ontology annotation, biological process: response to oxidative stress. NCBI's taxonomy places the organism in Eukaryota, Metazoa, Chordata, Actinopteri, Cyprinodontiformes, Poeciliidae. Gene Ontology annotation, cellular component: nucleus. The record is from RefSeq and is a predicted model, not a curated record. The transcript has 17 exons. Bases 226 to 2715 code for a protein of 829 amino acids.
ACUCCGCAUGUCUGCCUCUGUGUACAUUCCCGCUAUGGCACACGCCUGUUGAGGAAACAUUUCCACCCACAGCCAGUCAGUCAACUCCUCUACCCCCCGCUGGGAAGCGUCUCCAAGCGUCUCCAACGGGACGUCGCCGUUCCCGGGCUUCGGAAAAUUUGAAAAGGCAACAUCAAACCUCGACCUCCCGGAGCCCCGUAGCAAAAGAAAGAAGACGCUGCCAGGAUGUUCAGCACCAAAAGGCUGAAGCAGAAGUCUCAGUCGGUGGAUAUUGCCAGUCAAGGUUUCUCUCCUACUCUGGUGCCAGCCUCGCCCCGCAACAAGGCUGCGCCACCUGUUGCCAAGGCGACCACCGGCCUGGCGGUGCAGGAAAACAACACCACCAACUCCCAGCUGCGCUCUCCUCGAUGUGUCGAACUGAAGAGGGGGUACACCAUAGAUACCGGCCAGAAGAAGACUCCAGAAAAGAAGGAUGGGAGGCGCAUGUCGUUCCAGAGACCGAAAGGGACCAUCGAAUAUUCUGUGGAAUCGCGGGACACGUUGAACAGCAUUGCGCUCAAGUUUGACACCACACCCAACGAGCUGGUUCAGCUCAACAAGCUGUUCUCCAGAGCAGUGGUGCCUGGCCAGGUUCUGUACGUUCCUGAUCCCGAGUACGUCUCCAGUGUCGGAAGCUCCCCCUCCCUCAGUCCCAUCAGUCCCCUGUCUCCUACCUCCUCUGAAGCUGAUUUAGAGAAGGCGACGGAGUCCGAUGCCCCCGCCAGGCCAGAAGGCGUCCACCCCCCGGUGUUCUCGGCUCUGCGCCAGUCCAGAGUGGUCUCAUCCACCUCCGAGGAGGAGGAGGCCCUGACCGAGAAGUUCCUCAAGAUCAACUGCAAAUACAUCACCGACGGCAUGGGCGCGGUGAGCGGGGUGCUGUUGGUCACGCCCAACAACAUCAUGUUCGACCCCCAUCGCAUGGAUCCGCUGGUUCAGGCCCACGGAUGCGAGGAGUACGGCAUCAUGUGUCCCCUGGAGGAGGUGCAGUCGGCCGCCGUCUGCAAGGAGAUCACCGACCCGAAGAUCAGAGAGGCGGUUCCCGAUGACCUGGAGCCUCUGCCAGCUGAAAGACACCCAUCCCAGCAGAAAGACCCAGCGGAGCAGCGCCUGAAGGACCAGGGGCCCAACGGAGGCGGUGGCGCCGUCCCGCGCAGCAUCGAGGGUUCCAUCUCCGAGGACGUCUUCACCGAGACGGAGCUUUCCCCCAUCCGGGAGGAGGAGCAGGCGUCCAACGAGGACCUCCGCCAGGACAAAUCGUCCGGCGCGUCAACGGAGUCUGUGCAGACUGUCGCCGCGGCGGCAAGCACCCGCGACCCGGCUGGCCCGCCGGAGGAGCCAGACACCACGAAACCAGAGGACAAUCCACCAGAUACUGCCACGGUGAAUGACACCCAGACCCCCAUGGGGCCCAAGCAGCACAGUGUAGAGAAGCCACCAAGCACACCCACCAACACCACCAGCAGCAGCACUAGCCAGACCCAGGGGCCCAGCAGCAGCAGCAGCAGCAGUACCCCUCGCCCAGGGUCCCAAAGCUCAGUCACUACUUCCGUCCCUGCCAGCCAACAGCCGGACGCCAACCAGGAAGCCGACGUUUCCAGAACAGACACUAUGCAACAAGGCACGGAGGACAAGGAGAACGCAGAGUCCAUGCAACAGGACGACACACAGAACUCUGAGGGUACUGGGUCUGCUGAGAGGAGGCAGCACCGCUCUCACAAGUUCCUGUGUCUGCGAGUGGGGAAGCCCAUGAAGAAGACGUUUGUUUCCAACGCCAGCGCCUCCAUGCAGCAGUACGCCCAGCAGGGCAAGAAAAACGAGUACUGGUUUGCCGUGCCACAGGAGAGAUCGGAGCACCUGUAUCUGUUCUUCAUGCAAUGGAGUCCGGACAUGUACGGCGAGGGAGUCAGAGGGAUGGGACAAGAACCCGGGUUCAUGGUGGUCAAAAAGAACGUUGCAGCAGAAACCCCCGAUGAUGAGCCCAUCACCGACCUUAAUGUGAAGGAGUGGGAGGUAGUGUCUCUGACGGAGUACCACCGUCGGAUCGAUGCGCUAAACAGCGAAGAUCUGCGCUCGCUCUGCAAACGACUCCAGAUCACCACCAAGGAAGAGGUGAACUCCAAGCAUGACACAUCGAUCAAAACCGAGCUGGAGCCGGAAACGUUCAAACCCAACCUCAAAGAACCCAGCGAACUCCUGGAGGCCGACCAGAUAGAAAAGCUUGCCAGGAAUCUCCCCCCACGGACCAUCGGUUACCCCUGGACGCUGGCGUUUGGCACGUCAAAGCACGGCAUGAGCAUUAAGACGCUGUACAGAGCCAUGCAGGGCCAGGACACGCCGGUCCUGCUGGUCAUUAAGGACAGCGACGGUCAGGUAUUUGGUGCACUUGCAUCUGAACCCUUUAAAGUCAGCGAUGGCUUUUACGGCACAGGAGAGACCUUCCUCUUUACCUUCAAUCCAGAGUUUGAGGUAUACAAAUGGACAGGUGACAACAUGUUCUUCAUUAAAGGAGACAUGGACUCUUUGGCUUUUGGUGGAGGAAGCGGUGAGUUCGGCCUGUGGCUGGACGGAGACCUGUACCACGGCCGGAGCCACUCCUGUAAAACCUUUGGGAACCCAAUGCUCUCCAAGAAGGAGGACUUCUAUGUGCAGGACAUCGAGGUGUGGGCUUUUGAAUAACAAACCUGCUGCAACACAGGGAAAAAAAACAAGUCCUACACACAGGACCAAACCCAGGGAGCGGUCCUCCUUCAGAACAGUGGCAACAUCCCAAACCUAACUGCACACCACCAGGUGCUCCCCUGUCUGGAGGCCAGAUACUGGAUGCUUGUUGUGCGUUAACUACUGCAGUUAUUAAGGAGCUUUGUUUUAUUUUCUUUUGUUUUUCUUUGUGAAAAAUAAACCUGUGUGUGUAUCUUAUUGCAGCCCUGUGCGGCGUCUUUGCAGAGUAGGGAGAGUACGAGGAGAAAUGCAAGGGAAGCAGGGUAGGGACCGCGCGGUCACUAAGGCCAACUGGACUUCCUGAGGCUGAGGUUUGGGACUGCUGCAAGAAAGGAAAGCUGCCCCACCUGGUGCAAAUAGUGCAUCAGAACUCUGAAGAACCUCAAGGAAUCCCCCCUCUCCCACAUCACCACACCACCACCACCAACUUCUGGGAUCCCAGCUAGAACUCCAACUCACUGUGCUGUCGGCCGUUACGGAGAGAGACUCAGUCGGAGGAAACCGAACACAUUCCAUUUCUCUUGAUCGUGGAGUGUCAAAAGUGGUGAUUUGUGGUGAACUUACAAAAAAAAAAAAAAAA